UGGGACAGGUCACUGGGCGGGUGAGUAAGUGGGUGGGAGCUUGCUCAAGCAAAAGAAGACUCCGCUUCGGCUGUUAGUAGAGCGCCUGCGACAGGGGAGCUACUACUGUCCUCAAGAGCUGCAGGCCAGCCAGGUUCAAGUUGAAGGUUCUCUGGCCGGGAGGUGACGUCCGGAGGCCAGGCUGCAGUGGGAGCGACCAUUGCAGACCCCGGAUAACCCCACCACCACCACCCCCGCCCCGCGGGGCUCCAGUGGAAAGGGCUUCGCUGCUACCACCUCUCCUUUCCUCGGGCUCCCACACGGGAGUCCCCCUCCACACUUGGGGUCACAGCAAUCUCCAGUUUGGGGGCUGGAUGUUCGCGUCCUGUCUGUCCCUGAGAACUUGAGGGUGAUCGCUGAGCCCCGACGUGCGUGCAAGGGCUGCCGGGGUUGUGACCACCAUGAUCCCGGGUGUCUUCGGCUUUCGCCGGUGGGCCCCGGUGGGCGUCCUGACCUCGCUGGCGUACUGCCUCCACCAGCGGAGGGUGGCCCUGGCCCAGGUGCAGGAGGAGACCGCCCGGCGCCCCGUCGAUCGCAAGCUGCUGGAGCUGAAAAUGGUGCAGGUGGUAUUCCGACACGGAGCUCGGAGUCCGCUCAAGCAGCUCCCGCAGGAGGAGCAGGUAGAGUGGGACCCUCUGCUAUUAGAGGUCCCUCCCCGAACUCAGUUCAGUUACACAGUCACCAAUCUGACUGGCGGCCCGCAGCCACAUUCUCCUUUCGACGAUCAAUACCAGAAGGUCACACUGAAGGGGGGCAUGGCCGCGGGGCAGCUGACCAGGGUGGGCAUGCAGCAGAUGUUUGCCCUGGGAGAGAGGCUGAGGAAGAACUACGUGGAAGCAGUCCCUUUUCUUUCACCAAACUUCAGCCCCCAGGAGGUCUUCAUCCGUUCCACUAACAUACAUCGGAACCUGGAGUCUACUCGGUGCUUGCUGGCUGGGCUUUUCCAACGUCAGAAAGAACCCGUCAUCAUCCGCACCGAUGAGGCCAGCUCUGAAAUCUUGUACCCCAACUACCAAAACUGCUGGAGUCUGAAGCAAAGAACCAGACACCAGAGGCAGGCUGCCUCGUUGCUGCCGGAAAUCGCAGAGGAUCUGAAAAAGGUGAAGGAAGGGCUGGGCAUGAGCAGUAGUGACGAAGUGGACUUCCUCAGUCUCCUGGACAAUCUGUCUGCAGAGCAGGUACACAGCCUCCCAAGCUGCCCCACCCUGAAGAGAUUUGCAGGGGUGAUCGAGCAGAGAGCCGUGGACACAUUUCUGUACAUCUUGCAAAAAGAAGACAGGGAAAGCAUUCGGUUGACCGUCGGCCCUGUCCUCCACAUCCUGGAGAACAACCUGCUGGAGGCCGUGAAGCCCGCCACUGCGCCCAGCGGGCUCAGAAAGCUGUACCUCUAUGCAGCUCAUGAUGUCACCCUCAUCCCUCUCUUAAUUGCCCUGGGCAUCUUUGACCACAAAUGGCCCCCAUUUGCAGCUGACCUGACCAUAGAGCUCUAUCAGCAUAAGGACACGAAGGAGUGGUUUGUGCAGCUGCGUUACCACGGGGAGGAGCGGGUGCCAAGAGGAUGCCUGGAAGGGCCAUGCCCGCUGGACGAGUUCUUGAAUGCUGUGUCCAUUUACACCUUAAGCCCAGAAAAGUACCACAGGCUCUGCUCCCAACCACAGUGACUGGUGGUUUCAAACUGCUGACCAUGCCGUGAAGAGCCCAACGCCUAGUCGCCAUGCUACCAAGGCUCCUCAAGAAGGCUUCCCAGCCGAGUUCAAUUCAAGACCGUGGGUCUGACGGUAGCCGGAGCCCUCUUCAGACUCGGGUAGCUGAAGGCUGAUGACACGGAAGAGGGAAGCUGCUUGCAGGGAGCUCAGGGGCUGCGUGGUACAGUCACUCGGAUCCAAGGUCGGUGGAUCGGACCUUGUGGGGACAACUGUCCAGUCGGUGACCCACAUGGGGCUGCUCCUAGAGGCAGACAGAGUCCCAAUGAGGAGGAAGUCAAAAAGCAAGAAGAAGAAAUGCCCGCGUCUCUUAUAAAAAAGGCCGCAGCUCCCAGGAGGCAUCAUCAGGCUGUGAACUGACUGACAGGUUGGACCCCAUCCCUACCCUUCAGCACAUGUUCAAGCCGACAUAAAAUCUAACGGCCACGAGGCCUCUUCUGGAAAGGAGAAGGAGGAAAUGCUGAGACCAGAGGGUAGUCCUCUCUUGUGUGGCGCGAGUUUCCUCCCUUGAAGCAUCUGCAUGUGACACAGCUGGGGACAUCACGGCUCUGGAAUGGCAUGGUACUGGGCCUGGGGAUCCUUGUUGUGUCUUCAUUUCACAAGCGUUUGGUGAACACCCACUCAUUCUCACGGCAUGACCAGUUCAAGUUGCUGUGGAGCCUGUUCCUGCUCAUGGGAACUGAGAUAGUUUAUUGUGCCAGCCUGGCUGAUAAACGCAGGUGGGAUUGACUGAGGGGCGGAGAGAUGGAUGGC
This is a messenger RNA of Echinops telfairi (small Madagascar hedgehog), 2495 nucleotides long. It is a transcript of the gene ACP6, whose product is annotated as acid phosphatase 6, lysophosphatidic. Lineage: Eukaryota; Metazoa; Chordata; Mammalia; Afrosoricida; Tenrecidae. The transcript has 11 exons. The coding region runs from base 441 to 1700 and encodes 419 amino acids. The record is from RefSeq and is a predicted model, not a curated record. Gene Ontology annotation, molecular function: phosphatase activity. Gene Ontology annotation, biological process: dephosphorylation.